Amoebophrya sp. A25 is the source of this 5922-nucleotide messenger RNA. Lineage: Eukaryota; Dinophyceae; Syndiniales; Amoebophryaceae. The record is from the annotation of a GenBank genome assembly.
AUACGACAAAAAGAGCCGUCAGAAACUCGCCAUUAAACGCAAUCUAUCAGGUUGAAUUUGUAACUGCAACAAAUUGAAUUUCUAACAGCGCCUUGCUUAUUUAUAAUAAAUAAGUAUUCUAGUCGAUGAUGUAACUACCGUGUGAACAGCAUCAUUCUACUACUCCUGGCAUUUCAUUCGCCUUCCAAGUAACCUUUUUAUCUUACAACGUGAUGGCUUUGGAAUGUCGUCCGCGGACAACUCUGACGAAGCAGGAGUUAAUGUGAAGCCGGUAGCGCCUGCAGGGGUCGAGGUCGAACCUCCGAAGCUCUCUACAACUGGGUCUACAUCAACGCUAUUGGGCUCAUUACUCCAACAAAAGAGUGCAAAGACCUCCGAAGCCUCGGGAGGUACCAAUAUCCUUCCCGGCCAAGCUCUAGCUCAGUCAGUCGCAGUGCCAUCAGCGCCACCUGAUACGGGUAGCGCAUUUGCUUUCGCUCUGCGCGGUGAGGUAAUGACAUCGAACGGGAAAACAGGAUUUGAUCCAGCAGGUGCCGUGUCCUCCGGUGUUGCGAACCCGAUUGCUCCGGGAAAUAUACCUCCAAACAACCAGAUUCCUAAUACGUCGGGAGUUCAGCAGCCACAAGCAGUGGGAACAAACGCUAGUCCUAGUGCAACUAACUUUCCGACUGCAGCUCCUAGUGCAACACCUGGUGUAGGUGUAAUACAGCAACAGGCGCCAGCGCAGCCUCUACCAGUGCCAGGAACCGGGCAGCCAGGUUUCGGAAACGCUGUAGCAUCGCCAACUACUUCUGGUGUGACAGACCCUGCAGCCGCGAUUCUACAACAGCCGAUAACCGGAACGACAUAUCAACAACCUCAAGCGACUACAGUUAUGAAAAUGAAAAUUAGACCUAGAGGCAGCAUAUGCUUCACUAUAUAUGCAUGGUGUUGUUUCGAGUCUCUAAAGGUGAGCGUCAGAUAAAUAACGUUAGAAAAUAGAUGAACUUGUUCUUUUUUGUAUGUUGCUUUUGUCUGGCAUCUCGAAAGAUCGAGGACGAAAAGCCUUGCUCCUUCUCCGCACCUUCUAACAAAACUGGUGAUCUCACGACAGGUUAUCAACACCAAGGCACGAUGUAUGGACAGCAACCGAUGGGCGGGUAUCCUGGCCAGCCAGGGAUGAUGAAUAGCAUGAACCCUUACGCGACGGGCAACCCGAAUAUGAUGCAAAACGGAGGUAUGCCCCAGCAGCCCGGUGCAAUGCAGCAGGCGGCCAAAGUGCCUCUGCGCGAGGAUCAUGUGAGGAGAGGAGUGGGAUUCAUCAAGAGUGAACAUUUGCAGGAAGGUGGUCGUAGUGUUGUCGCCGAUGGGAGAAUUCGGACAUUUCUGCUCGAGAAAGGUCUGACUGAUGAGGAGGUAACCGAAUUAAGGUUUUCCGAAUUACAUCCCUCACUACCAUCCUAUCCUUGGCUCCUUUUCAAGGGGGAAAUAGGUCAAGAAUGUUCUGAAGAAUGCAACUCGGCAACCUCUAACUGAAGCCUUUAACCGACACGCUGGCGUAGAUGGGGAUGCUGCAGGACGGCCGAGCUCGAGUACUGCAGGCGGCGCGUCAAGAAGUAUGCGAAAGCGAUAAAGCCAUCCCUUAAAUUUACUCUCACAGUUAUUGUUUCGUUUCCUCUAGUCAUACAAGACCGAACUAAAUCCACUAUGCUCAUGCGGUUCCCUUCCCUCUAGUCAAAGUCAUGCAAGAGCAAGCUUCCCUUUUCCUCUAGUCAUACAAAAGCGCGCUUUAGAAGCUGCUUGGGGAGGAGUGGCACCACCGCCGCCAUCGGAAUCGCCAAGCACUUUGAGUCUACUUUUGCAGGCCACGGGCGCCGCGGCAAUAGGGGCAGCAGGAUAUGCCUGGCUCGUUGCAAAUAGCAAAACUGUCUAUGAAUGGACAGGGUUUAAUAUAGGGAUUGGGGGAGAUGGUAUUUUUUAGGACGUUCUCACUCUGCUGCUUUCUGUGUCGAUGAAACUUCAACAAGUAAACAUAUUUAUGGCAUAGCGGUCCUUCCAAAAACAAGACGCGAUCUCCUCAUUUUUAACAUGCAGACUCCCUGAGCAACAGCAUGGACAAUUUCUGCACACAGGUUCACUCAGCAACAGCGUUUCAAACGAGGAGACAAUGGCAGCCAUGCGAUUGAAUAUGCAAGCCCAGAGUGAGACGUUGGAUGAGUUGCGAAAGCGAGUAGACCGGUUUUCGGAAAGCUAUGAGCGGAUUGCAGCAGAGCUGGACACGCGGCAUGGUGAGAUGCUGCAGACGGUUUCAGCACUAACCGAUCGCAGGAAUGAGGAUGAUUAAGGGAUCCAUAGAUAUGGUGACUCCUUUUAACAAUAUUAGUCAGCGACGGCCACAGACCAAGAAGCCCAGGCCCAACCAAUCGCGCAAACCUUUUACAUUUCAGACGAUAGAGCACCUCACGGCUACCGUGAAGGGAUGCAGGAAGGGCUUGGACUGCGCUCGCUGCUGUCAGUAAUUUCGGCGCUGCGUGGGAUGGCGACGGGGGGCGAGGACGUCUGGGAGACGUGCGACAGCCGAACGGAGCGAGCGCACACGUGGCCAAAUCGGACGGCAGAGUUUAGCUGAUAGGCUCGGGCCGAACCUUGGGGCCUGGGGAUAGCGGACAUUUGCCGGCAAUAUUCAGCGGGUUGCCAAGUGACUACAGAAGCUGCCGCUGCGCUUACUUUGACGAGCAUCGCUCUGCGGCGCCUCUUUUGCCAGUACCAACCCGCAAGAGAGUCCGCGGGCCGUAUAAUGCUGCGCGCCCUUCGUUCACCCAGGAACGAGCAGCAGCAGCAGGAAAAAGAGGCGCCGCUUUAAGCUUAGCCCAAGCGCGGGCCGAUUCUCUUCGUCUGCGGGGGCUCUCACUGGGUUAGCGCAGGCGAUGCGAAGAAGACAAGCAGCAGACAUGCGAGGGGGCUAACUUCGAAGGAGCUACGGGCGCAGCUGCUUGGGGCUGGUUUUGGUGCAGUCUUGGGCCUUUUCUGUUUCUUUCUCGCGCUGUUUGGGUUGAAACAGUGAUCAGCUGGGGUGAAGGCUGCGAAAGUGCCACCGAGUCGGUAGGGGGAAGGUUUGGCGACGGGGAGGCGGCUCGAAAUGGGCCAGUGGGUGGGGCGGCUGGGGUGUCAAACUUGCGGGGAACGUGAGGGGGCGCAGGUGUCUGCUGUGUCUAAGCGGAGGCAGGUGAUGGGCAGAAAGAUGGAAGAAAACUGCGGAACCAGCGGCGGGGGCUCUGCGGGUGAUGCCUCCCUCUGUUGGUUGGUGAACUCGCCAUAGCUUUGGGCCCAUUUUAGAAAGGUGCGGCAAAGUAUGGCCAGGUGCUGGCAUCGGGAGUCGUCAAGCAUGACGCCGCAGCAGUAUCUCAGGGCUAGCUUUAGCGGUGCAUAUUAAGAAAGUAAGUGACCCCAUGGCUCGUAUCUGCUUGCCGCCCACUUAGUUGGUGCGUGUUUUGCUGCUUGUGUGUGGCUUUAUUUUCGGGCGCAUUUUUUCUCCGGUCGUCGUGAGAGAUGGCCUGACAGAGUAUAGUAAUAGCGGAGCACUUCGUUGGUUAUCCACAUAUUUUUUUGAACUAGCCUCUGGUCGUCCACUGAGAUUGACUAGGCUCUCCACCCUAGAACAGGUAGAGUGCAUGAAGAGCGUAACUACUUCCCACCCAUCCCGAAGUAGAUCCUUCUAAUUUCGAACGCGAGCCAGCGAUGCACUAGCAGCGUUGCGGAAUUUUGAAAAGACGACAGCGCGAAAAUUGGACGAACUGCUAAAACAGACAGCGGUAUAAUUCCAUUUAACUGUGUAGCCUUUAGAGCUCCACAAGCUACUACAAAUGAAAACCAUGAUAUUGACUCCAUUCUUUAAUUUAUAGAAUUCCAUGUCAAACUCAAAAAUAUAGCCAGCCAGGCUAAUCAAUUACGUUCACAAAUGAACAAACUCGUCGGAAUUUCUGAAAAUCAAGUUUUGAAUCUUGUACAGGCUUCUGCCAGAGGCGAUGGAGAUGCUACUCCAGCGAGAAGUGAUGCAGCAGCAAGCGAUCCGCGGUUAUCGCCAGUAGCAGAGCAAGCCGGAUCAAACGGAUUGAGAGUCCCAGUUGAACAGAGGUCGGGCAAACAACAACAGGUUUCGAUUUGCUUUAUGUUUAUCUUUCCGUGGAACUUAACUGCUAUGUAUUUUUGAGGUCAGACAGUUCUUUUUGGUAUAAUCUAAGUGCUGUCCUCUGACACAGAACUGAACAAAUCAUUGACGUCCUUAAUAUCCGAUCGAAAUCUUUCCACUUACCUAGUUGUACCUGCACCUGACACAGGCCACCUCCGCAGAAUCUUUUUCAUCAGCAGAGAGUGCUUCUUCCGGUCGUGGAGAUGCGUCAUGGAAGGCUGAAGUGCGAGGACGCUUAGUUGGCCUCACUGCAACCUAUCAAACUCGUCAGGAAGCUGAAAAAAUGCUGAACAUGCUUUUUCUCAUCGUCAACAACUUGAAGCGCAAUGCUUCCCAGGAAAAGUAUAGGAAGGUACUCUUAUGUAUUCCCGUCUUUUUGAGCAAUACUCUUGUCGAGCCAACAUACGGAGAUUUUCCUCAAGAUACAAUUUAGAUUCUUCUACUAGGCAGUACUGGAAGAAGAUGAUACGGAACCAACUUCUACAACAGGAGGACUGGCACGCGUUCGCCAUUCCUUGUACAACAACAUGAACUCUUCACACUUGUACGUAGGUAAACCCCUACCCCAGUUCCUCGUCUCAGUACUACGCUAUGAAGGCACAAUGACAGGUAAACCCCAGUUCCUCCCAGUACAAGACUCGGUUAGGGGAUAGAGCGGAAGUAACGGAAUUUUUGGAGUAUGUGGGAUUUGUGCGAAAAGAAAAAAUCUACGUUUGGGAGAUGAAUGCAGAGCAGCAACAAGAGUUAGCGGCGACGGAUAAAUUGCCUAUGAAAGAGGGAGUAUGUCCUGCCCACCUUGCGGCCGAUACGAUAAGUACUCUCUCAUUCAAUCGAGGAACAUGUUUGUUACAGUUUCUUUCUCCGAUGAAUUGGUGACUAGAAGUUUGUAGAUUUGCAGUUCAACUCCAAGUUUUCUUACUCGUCAAAAAAUUGGAAUUUCAAUAGAAUUGAAUUCUCCAUCCUACAGCCGAAGCCCUAGCAUCUAUGAAGGAUAUCUGGCGAGAGGCGCAAGAUCUUGCAGGGACGAAAGAUGCUGAAGGUAUUAUUUUCAUUCCCCGGAUACGGGUCACUUUUUUCUGCAACCAGUCCUAAGAACCAUGAUAACCUCCUUAAUAAAAUGGCGUAUUGGAGAGUGGAGAUCGGCUUGUCAAUCAGGUACCCCCUCAUCAUCUGCCGCAGCAGUGGACGCUACCAGUGUCGCUGAGGACGGAGGGGCCGCGGCCGUUGAGCAACGUCAACCGAAGAUUCGAGACCUGUUGGCGGAAGCAGAGGCAGAACAAGACGGAGAUGCCAAGGCAUAGCCUAAGUUGUAAAUUGGAAUUUUUAAUUUUUUUGUUGAAGGUAUCAAAGGAUGAGGAGGUGAAAACAGACGCUUCUCUUUCAGACUGCCAAAAGAGAUAUAACAAGGCGUGGCGCUUUUGGUCAAGAUGAACCAACGGUAAAAAGCUAUGAAAAGGACUCCAUAGCCUGGUGCACAUCCACAACUACCUGAAAAAAAUUAAAGCAUACUAGAAAUGAGGAACAACUAUAAAUAUGUCUUGUAGAAAAGGUCAUUGCAGCAGUAUCCUAAGCGAUACUAGGAAAAGACACCAAUGAAUCUUGAAAUAAGCCAAAAACUAGCAAAGAAAUGUUGAUAUUAUAGCCACAACUAUCAGAUUGGUGCAAGUGGACAUACUCAUACAUCUGGAACAACGCGGACUUGAGAGAUUAUUCUGUAUCUGUCAUCCGAAGAAUGCUGCUAUCAAUCUUCGUAU